Rhagoletis zephyria (snowberry fruit fly) is the source of this 1469-nucleotide messenger RNA. RefSeq lists its product as uncharacterized. The record is from RefSeq and is a predicted model, not a curated record. Lineage: Eukaryota; Metazoa; Arthropoda; Insecta; Diptera; Tephritidae. Gene Ontology annotation, molecular function: zinc ion binding; nucleic acid binding.
GCUGCCGUCGUGGGACCAGUUAGCUGACUUUUUAGAGAAGCGCUGUCGAACACUCGAAAACGUAGAGCAUGCCAUGGUAGAGCAAGGAUUUCAGGUUGGAAAAAGUGGAAAAAACGUGAGUACCAAUCAAAAUAAAUCAUUUCUUGCUUCGAAAACCUCUGCGUGUGGUUGCGCAUUUUGUGGAUCGGCAGAUCAUCUCAUUUACCACUGUCAACGGUUCGCAAAUUUAUCGCCAAACCUUCGUCAGAAAGAGACCAAGAAACUUUCUCUUUGCCUUAAUUGUCUAAAGGCGGGUCAUCAGAUGCGAGAUUGUAAAUCUGGAUCUUGUCGCAAAUGUCAAUCGAAGCACCACACCCUUCUACAUUUUGAUCGUACAAAUAUAGCUUCACCUGCAACUCGAGGUGCGGCUUCUCAAUCAACUACAGCUCAGUCGAACGCAAUGAUUGCAACGUCGCCUGUCCUUCCACAAGCCCUUACUUCACAAUCUCCAUCUGAUGCUGUGUUUUUAGCCACUGCGAUAAUUCUUGCUAAAAAUCGUGCCGGAACUUUCGUCCCAUGCCGCGCACUGUUGGACUCUGGUUCCCAGCCGCACUUUAUUACAACUCGUUUCGCCAAUCAAUUACAACUUCGUAAAACCAAAUCCUCGGCUGCCAUUUCGGGCAUUGGGGAUGCCAAUUUCUCCACAGAGGGUUACUCGGUCGAUGUCGUUCUGAGGUCGCGGACUUCAGAUUUUUCUACACGUAUUACAGCCGUUGUUGCGCAAACAAUCACUGAAAAUCACCCUAGUUUUUCGGUGGUCACGGCGGACUGGAACGUUCCUUCAAACAUUCAACUAGCUGACCCAAAUUUCAACUUACCGCAGCGCAUUGAUUUGCUCAUCGGAGCAGGAUUGUUUUUCGAACUACUUUGUGUGGGGCAGAUUCAGUUGGCGCCCGGUCUGCCAAUACUUCAAAAAACUCUACUGGGCUGGGUGAUAUCCGGCGGUGGUCAACAGUCUUCAAAGCUCUCGUCAUUUAUAGUUAACAAAAGGUCUUCCAGCUGCGAAGAUUCCAGCACUAGACUGGACGAUUUAGUACGUCGUUUUUGGGAGGUUGAGCAUGUUUUCGAACCAAUCGUUAGGACAACAAAAGAAGAGCUUGACUGUGAGGCGCACUUCAAAAAUAAUCUUUCGCGUUUGCGCUCCGGUGAGUACUCAGUUCGACUGCCACUGAAGCUCGCUCCUGAGGCAUUAGGCGAUUCAUAUCUGCAAGCUAAGCGCCGUCUCGAAGGUCUUGAGCGGAAACUAGCCUAUCCUCAAUUGAAGGCGAAAUAUUCGGCAUUUAUUCGGGAGUAUCUUGACCUCAAUCACAUGUCGUUGGUCCCCAGCGCUUUCGUUCAAGAGUGUAAAUAAUUCUUACCUCAUCAUUGCGUCAUUAAAGAUGAUAGCUCCACAACAAAGCUUAGAGUCGUAUUUGAUGGUUCUGCUUCCA